UGGGAAGGGGCUGAUGGUGUAGGGGAACUAUAGGAAGAGUAGUUCAAUUUGGCGUACAGGUGGACCACGUGAAGAGGGGAGUAAUAUAAGAAAAAUUAGAAAUGUAGACCAAGGGUCUAGUCCAACGCCAUCGUUUUACAGUUAAAACAGACCUCGUGAGUCCGGUUACACAGCGGGUAGUAAAUCGAAGCUAGAUUGUGCACUACCAAGAAUGUCAAUUACAAAGCAAAGAAUGAAGAGCCUCGGGUUUUUUUAGAGUAUAGCCUUGAGUGUCAACCCAUACCAGGACAGUCCCUGACCGCGAUGUCCAUGCACUGAAGCCCUGUUGGUGAGGCAGACACAAAACGAGGCGAGACCUAUACCUACGUGACCACCAGUGUCUGCGGGGUAGAGCUAGGGGUCCCCAGUGCAGCGAUCAAAGAGGAUCCCGGGAGACCCAGUGAUCUCUCUUUCCUCCCAUCCCCAGAAAGAGGCUGGAAGGUCACACAUCCCAGAGUGGGACUGCGGGGUGAUCCCGCCGGCAUGGGCGCCUCUCUCCCAUCUUUGGCUCCAAACCCUCCAGGGUCUGACUUGGGGAAGCACGCGCCUCGGGAUCGGUCAAAUCGUGGGGGAAAUGAAAACGAGGCCAAAGCCCGGGGCCAAUGAGGAACCAGAUCUGGGCGGUGGUUCUGACUCUCUUUCUCUCUCCCCGGGACGUGACAAUGCAUGUGAGAAGACAUCAUACAUGUUUUUACGAAAAGAGCUUCCAGUGCGACUGGCUAACACAAUGAGGGAAGUCAAUCUGUUGCCUGAUAACUUGCUGAACCGACCCUCAGUAGGCCUGGUGCAAAGUUGGUACAUGCAAAGCUUUCUUGAACUUUUAGAAUAUGAAAAUAAGAGCCCUGAGGACCCACAAGUUUUGGAUGACUUUUUACAAGUCAUGGUUAAAGUCAGAAACAGACACAAUGAUGUGGUUCCUACCAUGGCACAAGGGGUGAUUGAAUACAAGGAGAAGUACGGUUUUGAUCCUUUCAUUAGCAGUAAUAUCCAGUAUUUUCUGGAUCGGUUUUAUACCAAUCGCAUUUCUUUCCGCAUGCUUAUUAAUCAGCACACACUUCUGUUUGGUGAUGACCCUAAUCCUGCUCAUCCUAAACACAUCGGGAGUAUUGAUCCAACUUGUAAUGUUGCUGACGUAGUGAAAGAUGCAUAUGAAACAGCCAAGAUGCUUUGUGAAAAGUAUUAUAUGGUAGCCCCAGAAUUGGAAAUUGAAGAAUUCAAUGCAAAAGCUCCAGACAAACCUAUUCAGGUAGUUUAUGUGCCCUCACAUCUGUUUCACAUGCUGUUUGAAUUGUUCAAGAACUCAAUGAGAGCAACAGUAGAACUUUAUGAAGACAAAAAAGAAGGUUACCCAUCUAUUAAAACUCUAGUAACGUUGGGAAAAGAAGAUUUAUCCAUUAAGAUAAGCGACCAUGGUGGUGGUGUUCCACUGCGAAAAAUAGAUCGUCUCUUUAACUAUAUGUAUUCAACUGCUCCCAGACCUAGCCUCGAACCAACAAGAGCAGCACCUUUGGCUGGAUUUGGCUAUGGAUUGCCCAUUUCCCGUCUUUAUGCCAGAUACUUUCAAGGAGACCUAAAACUCUAUUCAAUGGAAGGAGUGGGUACUGAUGCUGUAAUUUAUUUGAAGGCUCUUUCAAGUGAAUCAUUUGAAAGGCUUCCAGUGUUUAAUAAGUCAGCAUGGAGGCAUUACAAGACUACCCCUGAAGCUGAUGACUGGAGCAAUCCUAGUAGUGAACCCAGGGAUGCUUCAAAAUACAAGGCCAAACUUGACAAGAUCAAGACAAAUCGAACUUUCUAACAAAAUGACUGCAUUUGUCCUGUUCUGUGAAGAUUGUGUCUUCUGCAAGUUGGCCAGAGAGCGCUCCUUACCACCACAUCUUGGGGGGGUGGCACCCUAGCUGUUCCAGGGCUUGAACCUAUAUUUUCACUGAACCAGCUGGAGCUUUUCCAUGGACCCUGUCCUGUAGCUACUCCAGCUCUUCCACUAAAACAAUAACCUGAGUGCUUUUCACAACACCUUGGUGUGGUUAGCUGUUCUGGGGGUGAGAAGGUUGAUGAGAGCCUGGCACAGGGGAGUAUGAUGCCUUAUAUAGCUCCCCUAUCUUUCUGCCCUCCACUCUCAUUACUAUAGAGUCCACUGCCUAUACUCCCUGCCCACAGGAGCUUCCACUUCUGUCCUGUGCCCAGAGUGCUGUGGUGUUUUGUGUUUGCAGCUGGAUUCCACGCUCUUCUCAAACCACUGACUAGGACCCAGAGGUACUAAGGAGUGAAGUCAUCUUCUGGGGCCUCAUCAGUGGGGGAUUCCUUUCCCAAAGCCUUGACCUUCCCUCUCUCAUUCCCCAACUAUCUACUCCCCAAGUGGCUCAGAUACCUCCUUCCUUCCCUAUGUUUUCUGUCACCUUGUCAGGUGCUAGGACUUUCAUGUUAGAAGGAAAUCUCACCCUUACAUGCAGUUGAUUUUCUAUUUAAUUUGUACACUGCCAUUCUGUUGAUUAAAAGUAUUCCAAAAGUUG
This is a messenger RNA of Dromiciops gliroides (monito del monte), 2549 nucleotides long. RefSeq names its product pyruvate dehydrogenase kinase 3 (gene PDK3). The transcript has 12 exons. Gene Ontology annotation, biological process: regulation of glucose metabolic process; protein phosphorylation. Gene Ontology annotation, molecular function: pyruvate dehydrogenase (acetyl-transferring) kinase activity. Gene Ontology annotation, cellular component: mitochondrion. The record is from RefSeq and is a predicted model, not a curated record. The coding region runs from base 614 to 1834 and encodes 406 amino acids. Lineage: Eukaryota; Metazoa; Chordata; Mammalia; Microbiotheria; Microbiotheriidae.